Messenger RNA from Selaginella moellendorffii, 831 nucleotides. RefSeq names its product pentatricopeptide repeat-containing protein At4g14820. Gene Ontology annotation, molecular function: protein binding; RNA binding. Gene Ontology annotation, biological process: RNA modification. The record is from RefSeq and is a predicted model, not a curated record. The coding region runs from base 1 to 831 and encodes 276 amino acids. Lineage: Eukaryota; Viridiplantae; Streptophyta; Lycopodiopsida; Selaginellales; Selaginellaceae. The transcript has a single exon.
AUGUAUACCAACUGUGGAAGCCUGGACGACGCUCGCCUGGCCUUUGGAGCUGUGAGACGUCCCAACGUCAUCGCCUGGACUGCCAUGAUCUCUGCAUGCGUCCACUUUGGAGAGCUCGACGAGGCGCUCCAGAUCUUCCGCUUGAUAGAAGCCCAGUGCCUGGACGAUCGCGAGCUCCUCCUCGACGGUAUAGUUUUCGUGCCGCUCAUCAAUGCCUGUGCUCGUCUCACGGAUCUCUCCCAGGGCCGACGGCUUCACGCUCGGAUCUCCAGCGAUGAGAGCAUCAAAGUCGACGUCCAGCUCGGGAACGCGCUCGUCAACAUGUACUCCAAGUGUGGCAGCGUCGAGGAGGCCGCGAGAGUUUUCGAUGGGAUGAAGUACCGGAGCACUGUCAGCUGGAACACGAUGAUCUCGGCGUACGCGGUCGCUGGUCACAGUGACAAGGUGCUGUGGAUGUUUCACAGGAUGCAGCAGGACGGUGUCGAGCCGGACGAAGUGAGCUUUGUCGGAGUCCUCUCGGCUUGCAAUGCUGCUGGGACUGUCGAGGAGGGAUGCAAGUACUUCGGACUUUGCUGCGAGGACUACCGCAUUUUGUUGGAGCCGCAGCACUUCGGGUGUUUGAUCGACUUGCUCGGCCGGGUUGGAUAUCUGGACGAGGCGGAAAGGCUGCUCAGGAGAAUGACGGAGCCAGAUGUCAUGGCCUGGAUGAUGAUGCUGGACGCUUGUCGAGUUCACAACGACUUGACACGAGCUAAAGCUGCUGCCGAGCGUGUUCUUGAGCUGGAUCCUGGAAACAGUGCGGCUUAUAUCAUGUAUACUCAAUCAAGUUAA